This is a messenger RNA of Funneliformis mosseae, 777 nucleotides long. NCBI's taxonomy places the organism in Eukaryota, Fungi, Glomeromycota, Glomeromycetes, Glomerales, Glomeraceae. The record is from the annotation of a GenBank genome assembly.
AUGUCUGAAAAAUCGCGUAAACCUGGAGUGGAUUUUUCUAUUGAGGAGAAGGAAAGAUCAUUGUCUAUUAAUUAUCGCACUUUAUCCAUUCAGACUUCGGAUAGUAUCCAAGCUCGAAAAUACCAAAUAAAGAAAGAAAAAAAGGUGGCCACCAUUUCUCCAGAUGAUGAUAUCGCACAACUUAAUUAUCACACCCUUCCGGUCAAUUUGAUCUGGGAACGGUUCGAAUGCAAUAAAAACCUGGGUCUAAACUCUCAAACGGCCGCUCACCAUCUUCAACGCAAUGGUAAAAAUGUAAUCUCACCGCCUAAAAACAAUAUAAUUUAUAAAAUCCUCGGCUAUUUUCUCGGUGGAUUCUGUAGUUUGAUUUGGUUUGCGGCCAUUAUCAUGAUCUUGUUGUAUAAACCAUUAGGCGAGCCAAACCCAUCUCUAAUAAACCUUGCUUUGGGAAUCGUUCUAAUAAUCGCUGUAGUGAUUCUGACUGUAUUUGCUGUGUAUCAGGAUUGGUCAACAUCAAGGGUGAUGAAGUCAAUUAAAAAUAUUCUGCAUUCUGAAACGCUUGUUAUUCGUGAUGGUCAAGUCCAAAAAAUACCUGCAACUGAUCUAGUCGUCGGAGACCUUGUUCAAAUAAACAUGGGUAGCAAGGUUCCGUCGGAUUUGCGUCUAGUGGAAGUGACAAGUGAUAUGAAAUUCGAUCGAUCAAUAUUGACUGGAGAGAAUGCACCAGUUACCGCCACUAUUUAUGAUCAAAAUAUUAAAGAUUUUAUUACUACAUAA